Parascedosporium putredinis is the source of this 1914-nucleotide messenger RNA. Lineage: Eukaryota; Fungi; Ascomycota; Sordariomycetes; Microascales; Microascaceae. The record is from the annotation of a GenBank genome assembly.
AUGGCCAUCUUCCUUUCUCAGCUUCUCUUCCUCGUCGGAUUGACGGCAGCCCAGUCGGGCAACGCUCAGUGGAGCGAUUUCGCCGACAACUUUGCCUCGGACCUUGCACCCAUCAUUGCGCUCUUUGGCGAACAAGUCACCAAGCAGUUCCUUAGCGAGUCAACCAGCUUCCUAGACAACAUCAUCUUUGGCGUCGCCCCGCUCGGUAUUCUUACGGCGGUCGUCUCGGUGAUUCGGGUGUACGGGAGCGCCUCGCUAAGUCGCUCGUCGGAAGGGCUCAGGAGCCUCAUGCUCAGCUUCUUUGGGUAUGCCUCGUGGGCUACUUUCUUCAAUGACUCCCUGUACGAUGACAAGGCGUCUUUGCCGCCGCUCUGGUCAUUCUGUCUCACGGUUGUCGGGACAGUAUUCAUUGUGACCAGCAUGACGCUAUGCGCCAUGCUGAUCGAGCGCAAGUCUGAAGAGCGAACGUUUUUCCAAGAUAUCGGCAAAUCCGACUCCUCGACCCUUUUCUGGUUACAGCGGGGUGGCCAACGUAUCGGCGAUCAGCCUGACAAGCCCGGCAAGCCCUGUCUGAUUAAAGGCUUUGGAAGUCUCGACGAGGCUAUAGCCUUCAUUAAAAGCGAAGAGAGUCCGCAGCUUACGCCGAACAAAGCGGCCCGGAUCCUAUACUAUCGAUCUCGUCUUGCGUACCUCGCGAGCGAGUCCGAAAUGCCGAUUGAGCCGGGAUGGGGUACAGAAGUCCAUGAAAUGGCCGUGAAACUCCAGACUUUGCUUGAGGAGUCGAUGGGAUAUAUAUUUUCAAGCAUAGGCAUGCCUGAAAUUCGAAAAGACACUAGAAGCUCGCUGUUACAACUCAUUGCGCAAGAUAUUUUUACCAUCUUCAUUGAUGACAUUGCCGAUGUUCUAGCACCACUGCAGGGCGUCAAUUGGCGCCAAAGCCGCGCGACCGUGUCAAACCCUCCUGGUCCUCUUGAUGAGCAGCCAUAUCUAGAACUUAUGAACACCCAUGUCGAGUACCUAGCGGAUAAGCUAGCUGCGGCUGGAAUUGGAUCCAAGGAAGAUGCUCUGAUGAGUAUCGUACCGGCCCUUGCCAUGAAAUGGAAGCUACCUCUUCUUGAAGAAUCUCUGAAUGAUUUACUAUUAGCGGCCAGUACUCAUAGGCGGUCCGGCAGGUAUGAGCUUGGGCAGGACCUACUCACCAUUCUACUCAACUCGAGAGACGCUCCAUUCAAUCAUAGGGUGAUAAUGGCUAUGGGCCAGCUUUAUCGAGCAGCUUGCCGAUCACUAAAUCAGACGGACCACUACCUUGGCGUAAAUGGCUUUGAGAAGAUGAUGAGACUAAAGUUCAAAGAGGGAGCCGAAUCGUUGGGAAGCUUGGAUCGCUACAAAGGGCUCGGGGAGUUUUACUCGGAAGGGGCUAGGGCAAUCCAGAGGGGCUCAACAUGGGGGAUCGAUUGUGAGUGGUUGUCCGUGAAAGAGAUGUUGACGAUUGCGGACAAGACAGACCUUGCAAAACAAUCAAAUAAAGAGCUUGUGAAGCUUCUCAAGUUGGCGAUUGAGCAGGGUUGUCCAGAGCUGGUAGAGGAUAUCUGGACCGCCAACGUGAAACUUAUCCAUGAGGAGGACGACGAGGGCCGCACACCAAUAUUCUGGGCUAUUGAUAAGCAUUAUUAUGAUACGGAAACGUUUCGGACCCUUCUCGAGUGGCUGGGGAUACCACUGGAUUUGGCCGACCGUCGUGGGACGACGCCACUUGCGUUUGCGCGCAAAUCGGGCAUUCGGGGAGCAGCGGACCUCUUGCUCCAGCGGAUGAGUGAUCUGGAGGCCCGCAAAAAGACGGGAAACCCGUGGCCUAGCGGCUGGUGUAGAAGCGCUGUCUUAUCACAGGCCUGCGGCUGCUCAAGUCGGCAGUGA